Messenger RNA from Spizellomyces punctatus DAOM BR117, 3164 nucleotides. RefSeq names its product hydroxymethylglutaryl-CoA reductase, degradative. The transcript is spliced from 7 exons. The record is from RefSeq and is a predicted model, not a curated record. Lineage: Eukaryota; Fungi; Chytridiomycota; Chytridiomycetes; Spizellomycetales; Spizellomycetaceae. Bases 258 to 3095 code for a protein of 945 amino acids. Gene Ontology annotation, biological process: coenzyme A metabolic process. Gene Ontology annotation, molecular function: hydroxymethylglutaryl-CoA reductase (NADPH) activity.
GCGUCCCGUUCCCCCGUUGUGUUGGUGGUGGUGGGCUGAACCUUUUACGUACAUUCACCCCCCGUUCGUUCGUUCGUUCGUUCAAUCCGUCAGGUCAUCGAAAGAUGCGAUGCGUCGAUUAAAAACGCGCAGUGCCAGUGGUGUGAUGAUUUUAAUCGCAUGUAUUUUCGGCUAAAAAUGGGUCGACAAAACAUAAAGUCUUGAACGGAAUUUCCUUCCCCUCCGAACAUGCGCAUUUACGACAACUCUCCUCAACAAUGGCUGUGGAAAACCUCUCUUCAUGCAAUGGAAACGAGCAACAAGACGGAAAGCUUGCAGUUUCACAACGGGAGAGCUUUCACUCGAUAUGGUCGGGUUUUUACAAAAAGGCCCUCAAAGAGCGACAAAAUCAACUGAGACUUGUCUACACCCACCUAUUCCCUUCCCAACCUUCCCAGCUCGUCAGUCCCUUGUCCGCUGGUCCUCGCUCACCAAAUGGUGGACCUGCGGAACCCCCUUCCCCCGAACCGAUCGACGAUGCAUUUCCACUCAAUGGCCUUGACGAGCAGAUCGCUGACAACAUGGUCGAAAACUGUGUGGGAACACUCGGUCUGCCCGUCGGUAUUGGCCUCAACUUUACCAUCAACUCCAUCCCGACUGUAGUACCCAUGUGCAUUGAAGAGCCAUCCGUCGUCGCCGCUGCUUCAGGCGCUGCAAAAACAAUUUCCACCUUUGGUGGAGGUUUUACUGCGACAACCACUGAUAAAAAUAUUAUCUACGCUCAAAUCCAAGUGAUGGAUAUAGAAGACGAUAGAAUUGCUAUCGCAUUAGAACAGGUCAAAGCACGCCGAGAUGAAAUCAUUUCUUUGGGCAACCAGUUCUGCCAAAACAUGGUCGGUCGUGGAGGGGGUGUUAUGGAUGUGACAGUUCGGCAGGUAAUCCGACGGUCCGACACCAAGAGGCCAAAAGAAGUUCGAUUAGAGCGAUCAUACGGGAGCUGGAUAGUAGUCCAUCUCCACAUUGACGUCUGUGAUGCAAUGGGUGCCAAUUGUGCCAGUGCUGUGGCGGAAGGGACUGCUCCCCUCAUUGCGAGUUUGACGGGUGGACGGAUCGGGUUGCGGAUCGUCUCUAAUUUGAGUGUAGAAAGGAUGGCCAAGGCUUCCUUCCGGGUGCCAAUAGAUAAACUUGGUUACAAAGGGAUUUCUGGUCAGGAUCUUGCAUUUCGCGUCGUUGAAGCCAAUGAAUGGGCACGAUCGGACCCAUACCGCGCAACGACACACAACAAGGGCAUCAUGAACGGCAUAGAUGCAGUGGCUUUAGCCACUGGACAGGAUUGGCGAGCCAUUGAAGCGGCUGGUCAUGCCUGGAAUGGCGUACGCGCAGACAACUACCGUCCCUUUACGGAUUACUGGGUAGAGGAGGAGGACGAUGGACGUCGAUACCUGAGAGGCGAAUUGGAACUACCAAUGCCAGUAGCUACCAAAGGCGGAGUGUUGAAAACAAAUCCUGUGUACUCUUAUACCCUGGGCUUACUAAAUAAGCCCGAUUCGAAAAGCUUGGCAAAGGUGAUGGUCGCCGUUGGCUUGGCCCAAAACUUUGCUGCUCUUCGAGCUCUUUGUACUGAAGGUAUUCAACGCGGACAUAUGUCUCUGCACGCCCGGAACAUUGCCAUUGCUGCUGGUGCACCGCCUCAUGCAAUCGCUGAAUGUGUCACUUUUAUGGUUGAGACUGGACGGUUUACUCGAAGUGCUGUGAAGGAGUAUCUGACGGCACACGAGGUCCACCACAAAAUUCGCUUGAAUGGCUCAUUUGAAGAUAUCCACUCGGCCUGCUCGUCAUCUGAUCUCAAUGGGAUGACCAAUGGCCAUGCAAAUGGGAAUAGCCAGGAAGAUGAAGCGCCACCGAGUUUGUUUUACUUUGAAGAAUCUGAUUUGACUGCAUCUCGGACGGCUGGUGUUGAGGACCGUGUGACACUCAACGUUGCUUUCCAAACACUUGGUGCCAAACCCGUCCAUAUUGAGCUUGUACCAAAUGUUCCUCCUACAAAGGUGGUUCGGCAGCUGUUUGGAGAAAAGAGUCACGCCUGGCUUUCUGAGCUCUACGGCCUGCUGGAAUCGCUGAAGCUUAUCACAAUCAAGCCCGAGAGGGCCAACGUCAUUUUGGCGAAAAAAUUGAAACUGCUGUCAGUUUUGCUCAACAUCCUUAUUCGGCGAUUGGUAACAGCCCAUCCGUUGGAAACCGCGCGCUUCAUCAAGCGGAUCUCCAGCACCCGUUCUGCAUCCUCAGAGUCGGACUUGAAUGGAAGCAAUGGGGACUCGCCUACAACUGAGACACCACCAUCUCACAAGCUUGGUUCCGGAAUCUUUCGUCACCGCGUCAUCCUUGACGUUGACCUCAAGCACAUUUCCUCCACUGGCACUGACCACCUUCGGAUUGGCUUCCCGUUGAUUCUUGCUAUUUGGCAAGUUUUCGAGUUUCGUGUUCAACAAUGGGUAGGAGAGCCUCUUCUCGCACGAGCGCUCAUCGACGAGCAAUGGCGCGUUGUUCUUGCCUUGGUGGAUGCUCCUCUUCGCCACAUUGCCCCAACCGCAUCAUCACCAGAAUCCUUCAAAGCGGUGAUGACGACCCAUGCUAAACGGUUCCAAUCGACGAUAUUCGCCCUGUGUGAUGCCAUCUCUUUCCCAGAAGCCAUCGUCACUAGUAGUUUGGUUCGGGUUCUUCGAUGCAUUGGCAAACGCCUAGAGUGUGAACACGCGGUGGCACAUGAUCUCUCUUCCUCACGAUUAUUACGUGACUUGAAAGACAUGACCGAAAAAGGAUGGAGCGAUGACGGGGGACUAGGCAGUGGAGUAGUCAACUCCUUUCUGCUCUGGUUAAAGAUUGUUAAGGGAUGGAACGAGGAUAUGGUCCGUGAGAAAGCGUUCCGAGCCGCUGGCGGUGCACACGUUCAUCAGCUGUUUAGAGAGGAAAUGGCGGCGUUCCUCGGCGAUGUCAGCCGAAAGCAAGAUUUGGUUGAAUUGUUAGACUCGGUGGAUGAAUGGCACGUUUUGGACAGAUCAAGGCUGAAGGAUGCCAUGAUGUUAUUUAGAAUUCAUUAUCAAAUUGACGUAAUCUGACAUGUAAUACGUUAGCUGAGACUUUUUUUUAAAGACUUUAUAAUAUAUUGAAUUGCCUGAACCCACGAG